Molecule: messenger RNA, 1062 nt
Organism: Annulohypoxylon truncatum
Lineage: Eukaryota; Fungi; Ascomycota; Sordariomycetes; Xylariales; Hypoxylaceae
Exons: 2
Coding region: 1-1062 (353 amino acids)
Source: RefSeq, a predicted model, not a curated record
AUGAAGGGCGUUCUUCAAUCAGUCCGAGGCGGUCGGCCUCCUAAGGUUACCAAACAGACUGGCACGCCUCGCGGUCGGCCUGGUCGCCGAGUCGGCGCAUCCGACGCGCAUGGUCUUACCAAUUCUGACCUUGCCGACCUUGAGCAACAGGAUGUGACCACUGAUGAGGACCAUGAUCCUAACCCUCACGCCAGCUUUGAUCAUGACGCCGCGACUAUCGCCGCCGCCGCCGCUGCCGCUCAACAUCAUCAACAGCAGCAGCAGCAGCAGCAACAAGAGCAUCAACAACAGCUCGAUCUUACUGCAGCUAGUAUCCUAGCUAGCAGCGUCCACACCACGAGUGACCACCAUCCUGACCUUGGUGGUACUCACAUGGAUGACGGUGCCCGUACUGCUACCGUCGAGGAGCUUGCUCGUGAAUCCGGCUACACAGACUUCGUUGUUGAGAGCGCACUGGCCAAGCGCCUGGCUGGAGAACCUGGCCAGCGUCUUGCACAACAACGUCGUCCUGAACAGCAUCUCAAUCUCACACGGCGCAGUAAUGUCGAGGCCCUGUUUGCGCACAUCGCCGGUACCGUGGUCCAAAACUGUAAGAACUGUAAGAAAGGCCAUGGCCCGUGGACUUUGUGCGUAGUAAUCGAAGGCCAGAUGUGCCAAAGUUGUUCCAACUGUUGGUUCAACGCUUCGGGUGCGCGAUGCUCACUUCAUGAGAGUCGAGAUCAGAACUCGCAAGGUGUACAACAGAUGCUCAACAAUGAGAACAUUUCAUUCCCCGUGCCCACUGCACCUCCGACUGCCAUGGCGCCGUUCAACUUUGCGGCUCCUGCAUCUGCUGACCCUGUUGUCCGCUACACCGUCGAACAGUCUAUGGCGCUGGUCCGGGGAGCUGACAAGAAGGCCCGGUCGAUGCUCAUGAUCGAGGCUACUGCUCGUCAAUUGGCCUUCCAGAUCGCUCAGUACGAGGAAGCCCUUCAGGAGGAACAGGGCCAAUCGCAGGUGCAGGCACAGGCCAAUGCACAAGAUGCUUCUCAGCCGGUUAUCAAUGAGCAAGGUGCCCCCUAG